Malus domestica (apple) is the source of this 2973-nucleotide messenger RNA. RefSeq names its product meiosis-specific protein ASY3. Gene Ontology annotation, biological process: meiotic cell cycle. Lineage: Eukaryota; Viridiplantae; Streptophyta; Magnoliopsida; Rosales; Rosaceae. The record is from RefSeq and is a predicted model, not a curated record.
AUUAUCCAUAAAGAGCACGGGGCACUAUCGUCAACUGACUUGAAAGUGCGUGCGCAUUACACCCCCAGCCAUGAGAAAACUCACAUGUAUUUCCCGCCUUGUAUUUUCAUACAUAUUCAAACUGUGCAUCUCUCUCUCUCUCACACACACACACGCUCAGAUUCGCCGUCGGCAGAAAAAUUGAUUUUGAAAAUAGAAUUAAUUGAGGUCACAACUGCAGUUUUGCUGCUUCUUUGUUCUCAAACAAUGGAGGUGGAUACACGGCAAUACUUACGAGAUGACCAAACAAGCAAUUGUAGGAGUUUUGGAAGCAUUAAUCAUCCAUCUAGUCAAUCGAGAAAGAUAUCAAUUGGAGUUGUGGUAGAUCCAUCAACCAAGAAAACGUCUGGAGUCACCAAGGAAGGUGAGGCUGUGGUGCCAAAUGCAGAAAGGGUGACAUAUAACUUAGGCAAUACCACAGAGGAAAUAAGCAAGGAGCAAGAAGUCACAGCUGCCAAGAAAACAAAACAAGCUACGGAUCCAGAGCAGGUGAAUUCCCCAUGUAUUAGUACUGCAUCAUUCCACCAGAAAAUGCAUACUACAGAUGCCGUUCUUCAUGCAAAACAGUCUUCUGAUUUGCCAUCUGGUAGUGGGAAGGAGUACAAACAGGAUGGAACAAGGAAUGCACCUGUUACAUGUUCUGUUCCGUUUUCCGCAAACCAGACAUCGUUAUUCCAGUCUGAUGGUAAGAAGCAGAAGAACUUUGAUGGAGUUAGCUACAGAAAGAGGAGAGUGAAGGAUGGAUCAGUGGAACUUCAGGAUUUCACAUUUGCGACUGCACAGGAAGUCGUAAUGACGGAUAAGGAUACACUAGUUAAUAAAACAGAUGCAACGGAUAAGGAUGUGAUAGUGGAUAAAACAGAUGCAACAGAAGGCAGGAGAACUGAAACUCUCAGAAAAAAGCUUUGGGAGAUAUUGGGAACUGUUUCUUCGCCUGAUGGUCAGCAUUCCAAAUCUCAGCCUCCUGAGGUUGCUGAUAAUAAUUUAAAUCCACAGCCGGAAUUUGAUCAAAUGGGUGCCACAGUUGUCAAGCCUAACAAUAACUCUGAUAUACCAGAGCAAAAAUAUGAUGAGAAGGGUGAUGCAUUUAUCAAACCCCGACAGAAUUCAGAUACUAUAGAAAUGGAAUCUGAAAGUCCUGAUAAUAUUGUAAGGAGACCUGUGACUCGUUCUUUGAGCCAAAAGAGAGGUCCAACCAAAAAACAGCAGACAAGUGCAAAAAAUGGUCCAUCCUCUGUUUACAAACUGAAACAUCAAGACAACAACAUAUUUUCCUUUGAACAAGAAUGUUAUGGGAAGCUUCAUGGCUCUUCUGGUGGUGGAUCCUCAAUGUCUAUGCGGAAGAAGAGCGAGGUCAAAAGUUUCAGAACUGAGUCGCAUGGGAUCUGCCUUCCUGAAAAGGGUAAACCAACCAAGACUCAGAAAGAGAUUAAUAGGAGUGAGCCACAAUCAUCUGCUAAGCAAACAAGUUCUGUAGGCAAGAAAAUAGGAGAUUUUCAUGGUUACCUACAUGAGAAUAAAAGAGAAUAUCAGGAACUGGAAAAAAAUAUUCAAGAGCAGGAAGUCUACCAAUCACCACUCCAAUACAAGAAAUUUAAGGCGGGUUUUUUCACUCCAGCAAAUAAAGACCACGAGGAAGACAAUGGCAAUCCAAACUUGAGGAAAGCUGCCAAUCCAGAAGAAGAUGAUCUAAGUCCCGAAUUUGGAAUUAAAACACCCGUGUCAACUUCUUCCCUUAGCUCAAUCCCAAACUCAGACCAAAUGGUAGAUGCUAGUAGUCCUGCUGUAACAGAGAGGAGAUUUAGUGUCGGAGAUAUUCGAAGUUUCAGUACUUUCUGGACUCCAAAACAAGAUUGUUGUGAUAAUGAACAAACAAAAUCUUUUGAUUCUGUAGAGGAACUCCAGGAUUCGCCAUUGAGAAAAACAACACCUGACAUGGAAGAAAAUGCGGCAGAAGAAGGCCUUCUUUCGUCACCAUCUGAAGAGGGGGACUUGAGGAGUUGUGGAGAAGGUUCUCCUAUUAUCCAAGGACAUGACUGGACUGAAGAAGACAACUGGAUAGAGGAACCUUCAGAGCAUAAUCAAGUGGAUGGACUGGCUAGGGCUGUUGAAUUGUUUGCAUUGGAAUUAGUAAAACUUAAAACCAAAAUGAAGUCUGCAACUAAUAGGAAAUCCACUGAAAUUUUGGUAUCUGUUGCCGCGGAGGUACAUAUGCAGCUGCAAACCAUUGAGUCUCAGAUUCAAACAGACAUAGGAAAGCAUACAAACCUCAGUAAAUCAAAGAAAAAAAGGCUGGAAACAAGGUUUGAAGAGCAACAAGAACAACUGAAAGUGAUUUAUGACAAGUUCAAGGAACAAGUCAAUCAGCAUCUUCAGGAAUGCAAGAGCACACUUGAAGGGCUGGAAGUGUACCAGACAGAGUUUAAGGGAACUGUUGAUAAGCAAAAAGCAUCACACAGAAAGCUUCUCAUGCGAGUGGAAGAAGCAAUUGAGACCCAAAUCAACGAUGCCCAAAGAAAAAUCCAAGUCACCCGAAGGAUGGCGCGUGGAAAGAUGCUCCAAUUGAAACACGAACUGGCAUUGUGUUUAAAAGACGGCAUUCUAAGUUGAUAUACACAAACUGUGUACAGAUUAGCUCACAGAAAGGUUUAGAACUAGGCAGCCUCAGCCCCGAAGAUUGCUUCUUGCAGGCCUUGAAAGUAACCAAAUGGCUUGCUCUAUUGCAGUUCCUGCUUAGAAAUAUAACAGUGAUCUCAUUGAGUCUGUCUGUAUUUGGUAAUUGGUAUGAAUUAUUCGAUCCUCCGUUAAAUGUGAUUUCAUGUAACGCAUGAAUAUAUAUAGUUGAAGAAUGAAUCGUUCACAGGAAAUUGAGACUAAUCUCCUAAUGCAUAUAUGACUUUCUUUUUCCUCCCUUGAAGAGCAUAUGUUUGAUCA